Cyprinodon tularosa is the source of this 1017-nucleotide messenger RNA. RefSeq names its product leucine-rich repeat-containing protein 72. The coding region runs from base 112 to 792 and encodes 226 amino acids. Lineage: Eukaryota; Metazoa; Chordata; Actinopteri; Cyprinodontiformes; Cyprinodontidae. The transcript has 5 exons. The record is from RefSeq and is a predicted model, not a curated record.
AUGUGAUCUCAGCGGGGCAUGAAAGAAGCCCUUUGAUGGAAGCCUGGAGCAGUUCUCAGACUCUGCAGCGAAGAGAUCCAGCUUGUUUUCCUCAGAGCGGUCGCUCAUGGCAUGAUUAUACUUCAACCGUUCCAAGUUGGAAGAAGCAGCAGAAGUUACGGAGGGACUCUUUAUGUCAUGGAUCUUCAGAUAUCGGUGGAGCACAAGCAGGCCAACCAAUCAUCAGGUUUCCACUGGCUUUCCUUUGCCUAUCAGGGGAUGACAGAGAUCCCAUAUGACAGCAUACUAACGCAGAGCGACACGCUGGAGGUGCUGGACCUGAGUUACAAUAUCCUGGAUGAGAACCCGGCUCGUCUGGGGCGACUUGAGAAGCUAAGCACUCUGAUUCUGGACUCCAACAACUACACAUCUCACAUCAAGUUUCCCUACAUGCCGAGCAUCACCGCCCUGUGCAUCAACAAGAACAAGAUCAACAACCUGCCGGUGUUUGUGGAGGAGAUCAGGCGAAAGUUCCCCAACAUCAAGAUCCUCAGUAUGAUGAACAAUGAGGCUGCCCCGAGUUACUUCAACGGUGGAAGCCUGUCCCAGUACAUUGACUACAGGCUCUAUGUGAUCAGUCAGAUCCCAGGCCUGGAGAUUCUGGAUGACACAGAGGUUAUGGAGAAGGAGAGAGCUGAAGCCAGGAAAACCUACAGGCUGCAACAGAGCCACCCCAGCAGCAGCUGGAAGAAGAAGAGCGACUUGUCCAGGAAACAGAUACAGAGGAAGAGCGACGGCAUUGUCAGACGAUAAAAUCAACCCUUUGACAAUGAGCUGAUGUUUAAUACACUUUAGUUUGCGCUGAUUCUGCUAUCAUUUAAAUAAAAAACAUGUUCUAUGAUGCAGCACUUUCAAAUGCACAAUCAUCAUCAAACACAUCUGUGUUAUUUCUGCCCAUCUGUCUUUAACUAAGGUGCCAUCAGGGGCCACAACAAUUGUUUGCAAUCAAUAAUAAUAAAAAAAAACUAAUAUAUUUCA